AUGAGUCAAGACCUAAUGGACUUGACAAAACCUGAUUGCCGUCUUUGUGAUUGGUUUCAUGCUGAUGAAUUGGAUGAGUCCAAGAUUUUCGAGGUUGUUGGAUUCAAAUGCUGCAAGUGCCGUAGGCUCAGAUCACCCAUAUGCCCGUACUUGCCUCCAGAAAAGUUGGCGGCAUUGGAGAAGAAGAUGAUUAAGAAGGUUCCAAAACAGGAAAUAUCGGGAAUGGACUCUGAUUCCAGUAUAAUUUCUGCACAAGGUAAAGAGGAAGCUCUGCAUGUGCCGGCAUGUGACGAGCAACUUACUGAGGACAAAUUGCUUUUAUAUGUGACAAUAGGAGCAAUUUUUAUUGUUCUUCAUGUCAUCAGAAUGUCUUGUUUAGGUCUCUGUCACGAGCAAUGUGUUAAUAGUUCAACAGUUAUUGUGAACGAGGAAGUUGAGUUUUUGAUAACUUGCAAGCAAUGCUACCAGACUCAGGCUCUAACUCGAACUGAAAUCUGUAAUGCGUCCCCCAGAAGUCCUUUACUCCAAGGACGAGAUGUUCUGAACACAGCCACGGCUAAUAAACGCGGAAAGCAAGCAAUCUAUAAUGGGUCAUCAGCAUCAGUCGGAACUGGGCAGCGUCUUCCUGAGGUGAAAUCAAUCGAUUCUUCUGUAGCGGUAAAUAAAGGAAAAAAAUUAUCCUGGGGCUUGAUAUGGAGGAAGAAGAACUGUGAAGACAAUGGAAUUGAUUUCAGAUUGAAGAACAUUCUUCUGAAAGGAAAUCCACAUAUGGACUUGACAAGACCUGAUUGCCGUCUUUGUAGUCAGCCAUAUAAUUCUGAUUUAAUGUACGUCCGCUGUGAAACAUGCCAACAUUGGUUUCAUGCCGAUGCUGUUGAAUUGGAUGAGUCCAAGAUUUUCGAGGUUGUUGGAUUCAAAUGCUGCAAGUGCCGUAGGCUCAGAUCACCCAUAUGCCCGUACUUUCCUCCAGAAAAGGUGGCGGCAUUGGAGAAGAAGAUGAUGAAGAAGGUUCCAAAGCAGAAAAUAUCGGGAAUGGACUCUGGUUCCAGUAUAAUUUCUGCACAAGGUAAAGAGGAAGCUCUGCAUGUGCCGGCAGAUGAUCCUCUCCUCUCCUCUUUUUUGUGCUCAUCUGAUUCUUUUGUUCGUAAAAGACAUUGGGAUUAA
This is a messenger RNA of Fraxinus pennsylvanica, 1164 nucleotides long. NCBI's taxonomy places the organism in Eukaryota, Viridiplantae, Streptophyta, Magnoliopsida, Lamiales, Oleaceae. The record is from the annotation of a GenBank genome assembly.